Messenger RNA from Aureobasidium subglaciale EXF-2481, 690 nucleotides. RefSeq lists its product as uncharacterized. The transcript has 2 exons. NCBI's taxonomy places the organism in Eukaryota, Fungi, Ascomycota, Dothideomycetes, Dothideales, Saccotheciaceae. Gene Ontology annotation, biological process: protein ubiquitination; modification-dependent protein catabolic process. The record is from RefSeq and is a predicted model, not a curated record. Bases 1 to 690 code for a protein of 229 amino acids. Gene Ontology annotation, cellular component: cytoplasm; nucleus. Gene Ontology annotation, molecular function: ubiquitin protein ligase binding; protein tag activity.
AUGCAGAUCUUCGUUAAGACCCUUACGGGCAAGACCAUUACCCUCGAGGUCGAGUCUUCUGACACCAUCGACAACGUCAAGUCCAAGAUCCAGGACAAGGAGGGCAUUCCUCCGGAUCAGCAGCGUCUUAUCUUCGCCGGAAAGCAGCUCGAAGACGGUCGCACUUUGAGCGACUACAACAUCCAGAAGGAGUCGACUCUUCACCUUGUCCUCCGUCUCCGUGGUGGUAUGCAGAUCUUCGUCAAGACCCUCACUGGCAAGACCAUCACUCUUGAGGUUGAGUCGUCCGACACCAUCGACAAUGUCAAGUCCAAGAUCCAGGAUAAGGAGGGCAUUCCCCCAGACCAGCAGCGCUUGAUCUUUGCCGGCAAGCAGCUUGAGGAUGGCCGUACUCUGUCCGACUACAACAUCCAGAAGGAGUCAACGCUCCAUCUCGUCCUCCGCCUUCGUGGUGGUAUGCAGAUCUUCGUCAAGACUCUCACAGGAAAGACCAUCACACUCGAAGUCGAGUCAUCAGACACCAUCGACAACGUCAAGUCAAAGAUCCAAGACAAGGAGGGUAUUCCCCCAGACCAGCAGCGCUUGAUCUUCGCCGGAAAGCAGUUGGAGGAUGGUCGCACGCUCUCUGACUACAACAUUCAGAAGGAGUCUACUCUGCACCUGGUGCUCAGACUUCGUGGCGGCCAGUAG